AUAUAUAAAAAUAAUAAAACAAAAAAAAAACAGCAAAGCUAAAUCAGAGGUCUGUUUUUUUGUCUCGCCUUUCUCCACCUGCUUCAACUUGGAAAAUUUUUGUGACUAAUCCAAAACUGUUUUUCGACAUCAUCGGCUUAAAAUUGCAGACAGAGAUACAACUAACUGAAUUUCAAGAGACAAAUUGUGUGCUCGUAAUUUGUUUGCUUUCGCGACUGAAUGGCUCUGUACUGGAUCAGUUAUCAUCUUUUGUCAUUUGUCGGAUGGUUGGUUAUUCGAUUCGGGUAGAUAGUAAAGGAUAAAGAUCAUAAUGGCCGCCACCGCCAACGAUAUUUUCAACCUGAUCGACAUCCCCUCAGAUAAUGAGGAGCAGCUGUCCGAUGAUAGCUUCAGCGAUCUCAGGAUGGUCCUGGACGCGGAUAUGAACUUAUGCGAUGUCCCAGAUAGUAAUUGUUUCCAACGUUCCUACUUGAGCAGUCUGCUGGCCAACACGCUCAAGAGCAACCAAGUAGAGAUUAACACAGACAGCAAAAGUCUGAAAUCGAUUGCGAGACUGAAAGAGCCCAGAGACUUGUUCACGUUGCCUAAAGAGCCGGAAUGUGCCCAAGAAGCCGCGAGGUGGCCUUCGGAGUGCCAGGUCGUCGACAUGAAGAUACACCACAUCGAGGUGAUGCCCAACAUACCCGAAGUCUACUACACAAGCAGUGGCAAAGAGAUUGUGGUUAAAGUCAUCGGGGAAGACGCCGGACAGAUCGUCUAUCAAUACAACCCGAUGAGCGCUGUCAAUUACUUUACGAGGUCUAUUAGUGGGGGCAACAGAAUCCCGCCGAGCUGCCCCGUAAACGGCGAUCUGAAAUUUGAAUCCAGGUUUGAGUCUGGAAAUUUGGCGAAGGCUGUGAAAAUUACAGAAACUUACUACGAGCUCUCGAUUAGGGCCGACUUGUACACCAAUAAGCACAUGCAAUGGUUCUACUUUAUGGUAGAAAACACAAAAAAAGGAGUUCUUUACAGGUUCAGCAUCGUCAAUUUAUUGAAAGGUGACAGCCUCUACAAUGAAGGCAUGCGGCCUGUCUUAUAUUCUUGUAAGGAUGCCGUGAUCAGGAAGAUUGGCUGGAGACGUUGUGGCACGAAUAUAAACUACUACCAGAAUGAUCUGAAUUCUAUUUUCAGUGGAGAAGACGAACAAAAUUCCACUUACACAUUGACUUUCAACUUGGAGUUUCCUUACGACGAUGACUGCGUUUUUGUAGCUCACAAUUACCCGUACACUUACACUGAUCUCCAGGAAUACCUGAUCAAGCUGCAGAAUCACCCGGUAAAGUCAGCGUAUACCAAGUUGAGGCUCCUGUGCAAAUCGCUUGCAGGCAAUAAUGUUUAUUAUUUGACUGUCACUGACCCUACUGAAGAUGAUAGCAACACAAAGCCUAAAAAGAAAGCAGUGGUUAUGACAGCAAGAGUGCAUCCAGGUGAAUCACCUGCUUCAUGGAUGAUGAAAGGCGUCAUGGACUUCAUAACAGGCGACUCUGCACAAGCAAAGGAAUUGAGGGAGAAAUUCAUAUUCAAGCUCAUACCAAUGUUGAAUCCAGAUGGAGUCAUCGUCGGCAACAACCGGUGUUCACUCUCUGGCAGAGACUUAAACCGACAAUACAGGACUGUGAUCAGGGAAACUUACCCUCCUGUUUGGCACACAAAACUAAUGAUCAAAAGACUAAUUGAAGAGUGUGGUGUGGCCAUGUACUGUGAUCUUCAUGCACAUUCUCGUAAACAUAAUGUAUUCAUUUAUGGCUGUGAAAAUAAAAGGAUAGCUGAGAAACGACUCCAAGAGCAAGUGUUCCCUUUGAUGCUGCAUAAAAAUACUGCAGAUAAAUUUUCUUUUGAAAACUGCAAAUUCCGAAUUAACAAAGAUAAAGAAGGAACAGGACGUGUUGUAAUUUGGAUGAUGGGUGUCGAUAAUAGUUACACUCUCGAAGCAUCAUUUGCAGGUUCCACACUCGGUUCCCGGCAUCAUACUCAUUUUUCAACUAUUGAUUAUGAGAUGAUGGGGAAAUCGUUCUGUGAGACGUUGCUAGACUAUGUUGACGAAACACCAGGAAAGCUGAGAUUGAGAUCCAAAAUUGUACUCAAGCUCCAAAAAGAAGGGUCAAGCGCAGACGAGCCCGCAAACAUUGAGCUUUCGGAUUACUCAAGCGAUGAAGGCGAGUUGAGUGAUUUGAGCGAAGACGAAAAACGGAAAAGGGAAGAAUACAUCCUGACUGCUCCACCGCCUUCACCAGUUAUACCAAACGAAAAAAAAAAUAGUCAGAAGCCUUCACAGUGGACCUAAAACAGGCAAAAAAAUUAGAUUCUGCAUUGAAAAGGAAUAUUACUUUUGGGCACUUUGUGAAAGCAUUU
Messenger RNA from Cimex lectularius (bed bug), 2391 nucleotides. Its product is annotated as cytosolic carboxypeptidase Nna1. The record is from RefSeq and is a predicted model, not a curated record. NCBI's taxonomy places the organism in Eukaryota, Metazoa, Arthropoda, Insecta, Hemiptera, Cimicidae. Gene Ontology annotation, biological process: proteolysis. Gene Ontology annotation, molecular function: zinc ion binding; metallocarboxypeptidase activity. Bases 311 to 2323 code for a protein of 670 amino acids. The transcript has 14 exons.